Messenger RNA from Chenopodium quinoa (quinoa), 3379 nucleotides. RefSeq names its product phospholipase D alpha 1-like. The transcript is spliced from 5 exons. Gene Ontology annotation, cellular component: plasma membrane. The record is from RefSeq and is a predicted model, not a curated record. The coding region runs from base 585 to 3068 and encodes 827 amino acids. NCBI's taxonomy places the organism in Eukaryota, Viridiplantae, Streptophyta, Magnoliopsida, Caryophyllales, Amaranthaceae. Gene Ontology annotation, biological process: phosphatidylcholine metabolic process; phospholipid catabolic process. Gene Ontology annotation, molecular function: calcium ion binding; D-type glycerophospholipase activity.
UGGGCAUGGGCUACAUUUUAUUUCAGAAUAAGUCGAUUUUUGAUUACUUUAUUAUGAGGCUUCGUUUUAAAAUUUUGGUUCAAUUUGAUUUUUUUAUAACUUUACUAUGAGGGUGGGCAUGAGCUAUGUUUUAUUUCAGGUCAAGUCGAUUUUUGAUUACCACUACAGAUCCGGAGAGGUUGUUAUAUACACACCCGGGCGUGUCUAUAACAAAUUAGAGCGGGUCCGCGGUUAUCAAGGCUUUCAUGUUUUAUGUUACGGAGUAGUGGAGACUGUACCAAUAUAGUUUAAUCUUUGCCCAAAUGCGAUACAAGAAAACUUGAAAGGAGAGUUGAGAACAAAAAAUUUCUGAAUUUUUAAAGAGAAUCUUGCGAACGAGGAAAGAAUGAAGAAUCAUCAUCUCAAGAUAUCCAUUGCUUUACACAAACUUGGCUUAUUCAUGGAGAUCUCCUGCAAAAAAAUCCACCUGAUUUAUACUGUUCAAAUCUACCAAUUUUUCUGGGCAUUUAACUUUUCUGCAAUUUCAACUGUUCAGAAUUUUCAAUUCCCUUUUGAGAAAAGGGUUUCAUUGAUUUUUCUGAGGAAUGAAUCAAAGGCCCACAUUGCUUCAUGGGGUGCUUUUUGCCGAAAUACAUGAAAUUGAUAAGCUGCAUUUGGGUUGUGGAUUACCCCUUUUGAAACAGAGUAUUGAUGAUCCAAGAAGGGUAUGGAGAACAUUAUUGUACAGAAUCAAAGGAUAUUGCGCGUGCAGUCCUCAGCUUGCAGGUUUCAGACUGUAUGCCACAAUUGAUCUGGAUAAAGCAAGAGUUGCACGGACAAAAAUCAUUACUACCCACCCUUCAAGGCCUCGUUGGUCUCAAAAAUUUCGUGUCUAUUGUGCUCAUGAGGUGUCGAAAAUUACAUUUACUGUCAAGGACGAAAAUCCUGUUAGUGCAACUCUGAUUGGAAGAGCUUCUUUACCUGUUAGAGAAGUCAUUUCAGGUCGUCCAAUAGACAGAUGGCUUGAAAUAUUGGAUGAGAGUGGCAACUCCAUACGAUCACAAAUUCAUGUCAGUGUACGAUUUUUGGAUGUAACUCGAGAUCCAUACUGGUCUCAGGGCAUCCAAAAUCCACAGUAUGGAGGAGUCCCUUCCACAUUCUUUAGACAGAGACAAGGUUGCAAAGUCUUUCUCUAUCAAGAUGCACAUGUGUCUGACAGUUUUACCCCUUCCAUAAUGCUUCAUGGAGGUAAGAAUUAUGAGUCACGGCGAUGCUGGGAAGAUAUAUUUGAUGCCAUUGUUAAUGCAAAAUACCUGAUUUACAUAGCUGGCUGGUCUGUUAACACAAAGAUCACCUUAAUAAGGGAUCCUCGUAGGCAAAAGGCGGUAGGGGAUCUUGCUCAUCUUUCUUUAGGAGAGCUUCUCAAGGAGAAAGCUAAAGAGAGAGACAUGAGAGUUCUCAUACUUGUUUGGGAUGAUAUAACUUCAGAGCCGUAUAAUAGGCAAGGAUUAAUGGGAACCCAUGAUGAAGACACCUUUGCUUACUUUCAGAAUACAAAUGUACGGUGUGUUAAGUGUCCUCGGAAGGCUGGCCAAGGAUUAAGCACGAUACGGGGUGUUCAGGUUGAUGCUAUGCUUACACACCAUCAGAAGACAGUAGUGGUUGACUGUGAGAGCCCUGGAUCACUAAAGAGGAUAAUUGUGAGUUUCUUAGGAGGUAUUGAUCUUUGUGAUGGAAGAUAUGAUACAGAAGAUCAUUCUCUUUUUAGGACGUUAAAAACAAUUCACAAGGAUGAUUUCCAUCAGCCUAAUUUUCCAGGAGCUUCUAUACAAAAAGGUGGUCCGAGGGAACCAUGGCAUGAUAUCCAUUGCCGGCUAGAAGGACCUGUCGCUUGGGAUGUGCUUUAUAACUUUGAGCAAAGAUGGACUAAGCAAGUGGGAAAGCAUUUCCUAUAUUCACUAGAUGAGCUUAAGGAAAGAAUAACCAAACCUUUUGAAGUAAUGACAGCAGCAGAAGAACAAGAAUCUUGGAAUGUUCAGAUAUUCCGAUCCAUUGAUGGAGGUUCGGUGGUACUUGAUGGAGAACCAGGGGUAGGCUUCCCAUCAGACCCAAAUAAGGCACUUCAGGUUGGCCUUUACUGUGAUAGAGGCAGUAUCAUAGAUCGUAGCAUUCAAGAUGGAUACAUAAAUGCCAUCAGACGAGCAAAGAACUUUAUAUACAUUGAAAACCAAUACUUUCUUGGAAGUUCGUAUGCAUGGAAACCUGAGGAAGAUAUUGAUGCCUUGCAUAUCAUACCGAAAGAGCUGUCAUUGAAGAUCAUCAGUAAGAUUGAAGCUGGAGAGAGAUUUUCUGUGUAUGUUGUAAUACCUAUGUGGCCUGAAGGACAGCCUGAAAGUGGUCCUGUCCAGGCAAUACUAUAUUGGCAGAGGAGGACAAUGGAAAUGAUGUAUACUGAUAUUGCCAAUGCCAUACAACGCAUGAAUCUCAACGCACACCCAAGAGAUUAUUUAUCAUUUUUCUGUCUUGGUAAUCGGGAGGUUUUGAAAACUGGGGAAGAUCAGCCUGCAGAGAAGCCAGUGCCUGGUUCUACAUAUGACAAAGCUCAACACAAUCGACGUUUCAUGAUAUAUGUUCAUGCUAAAAUGAUGAUAGUUGAUGAUGAAUACAUCAUUAUUGGGUCUGCAAAUAUAAACCAGCGGUCAAUGGAUGGGGGAAGAGACACAGAGAUAGCAAUGGGAGCCUACCAGCCGUAUCAUUUAUCUGCAGGGCAGCCAGCAAAGGCGCAUAUAUAUGGCUUUAGAAUGGCACUGUGGUAUGAGCACCUUCACCAUAUGGAUGUAUCAUUUCUGUAUCCCGAGACACUGGAAUGCAUGCAAGUUGUGAACAGUCUUGCUGAAAAAUAUUGGAAAAUAUAUUCUAGUGAAACUUUCGAUCAAGACUUGCCUGGCCACCUCCUUCGAUAUCCCAUCGAAGUCACAAGUUUUGGACAUGUUACCCUGCUUUCUGAAGAUGAAAAGUUCUUCCCUGACACCAUUGCUCCUAUUCUCGGGACUAAGUCCGAUCUGCUGCCUCCUAUACUUACUACUUAGGAACAUUGAUAUUUCAAUACAAGACUUACAAGACAAAAGGAAGCAUCUGUCAUUGAGCAACUGAAGCAUAAGCUGAUAUGUUUAAGAUCAGAGCUGCGGAAUGCGAAGGAAGACCAAAAGUUCAGGGAUUUUGUUGUUCUGUACAUAAGCAUAGCAAUUAACAAAGGUGAAUGAUUAAUAGCCUAGGCAAGACAAUAGAAGAAUUGAUGUAUUUAACCAGAACACAAUGUUCAUAAACAUUCUUUUAAGACAGCAGCAUUACCAUUACUUGUCUUUCAUGUAUAAUGUAUGGAAUUUGCUUCUGGAAACAA